Messenger RNA from Rosa rugosa (rugosa rose), 1125 nucleotides. Its product is annotated as sister chromatid cohesion 1 protein 1-like. Lineage: Eukaryota; Viridiplantae; Streptophyta; Magnoliopsida; Rosales; Rosaceae. The coding region runs from base 1 to 1125 and encodes 374 amino acids. The transcript is spliced from 8 exons. The record is from RefSeq and is a predicted model, not a curated record.
AUGGAAGAAGGUGAAGACCAACGCAGACUCCACUGUCCUCCUCAAACGGAGAUUUCAGGCCCAGUGAGUACAGUGCUGCGUUUCUUUGUUUCAUUGAAAGAAGCAAUAACUCUGCCUGAGGCUGAGCAUGAAGAUACUGACAUUGAGCAGUCGCUUGAUUUUUCUCACCAUGCCACGCUUUUCCAGCAGCAAACCGGCUAUCUUCUCAUGCAACUGGAUAGUGUAGAUGUGGGAGAAACAGUUAACGAUAAUGCAGUGGAGGGAGAUCAACAUCAGAACUUACAUCAAGCUGAUCCUGAGGAUAUCACAUUGCCUAAACGUUAUGAUCCAUCAGAUGCAAAUGCAGAUUUGUUCAACCAUCGCUACGAGAGAUUUGAAAUUGAGGGAGAUGACUUGGACUUCACAUCAGGAGACCCCGCACAUAAUCGACCGCCUUCUCCAAAUUAUCUAAUACCUUCUCCACCUCGUCAAGACCAGCAUCAGGAAGGACAGCAGCCUAAUAAUGUGUUUAAUGAAGUGGUGCAAAUGCAGGAUGUUCAAGAGAAUGCUCAACAGAGGCAGAGGCAGAGGCCUAUAAGGAGGAGAGAGAGAAAAACACCAGCCUCUGUAAUGGAUAAUGACCAAACAAUCCAUCCUGCUCAUGUCUACCAAUCUUUGCUUGAAGAUACUACAGAGCUAUCUAUAGCUUCAAGAAGACGAAGAAACCAAAAGCCUAACAACAUAAUGUCUACUAUGAAGAUUAGUAAACUCAUGGAGCAGCCAGCUAGCGUUCUCAUGGGUCGUUUAUUUAAACCUGGAAAGCUAUUCAAGGAAAAACAUACCCAUGACUCACCUUCUGCAUUAACCUUGCCACCUCUGCCUCCAGAACCAUCAUUAUGGUCACCACCUGGAAGACAAACUUAUCAAUACCCGCCUGUUGAAGAUUUUUAUAGUGGAGGUGGCUCCCUGUCAUUUGUAAACCCCAUAGAACUGAUACGGACAAAUUUAGUUAACAAUGACGUACCAGUGCAACCUGAAGCCAAUCUUAAUGCCAUGAGAGGAGCUGAUACCAACCCGGCAACACCAGGAAAUGCUGGUACAUUUAUAAUCUCUACAUCUCUUCUCUCUCAUUUCUCUAGUUAUUGA